Choloepus didactylus (southern two-toed sloth) is the source of this 5865-nucleotide messenger RNA. It is a transcript of the gene PPHLN1, whose product is annotated as periphilin 1. Gene Ontology annotation, biological process: negative regulation of DNA-templated transcription; protein localization to heterochromatin; negative regulation of gene expression, epigenetic. The record is from RefSeq and is a predicted model, not a curated record. Gene Ontology annotation, cellular component: nucleoplasm. The transcript has 12 exons. Bases 318 to 1412 code for a protein of 364 amino acids. NCBI's taxonomy places the organism in Eukaryota, Metazoa, Chordata, Mammalia, Pilosa, Megalonychidae.
GUGCGCCGGAAGUGCUUCACUGAGACACGGCGGUGAGCAGACGACUACGUUUUCGGGGUUUUCUUGCGGUCCAGAGUCGCACACACAGGCCAGUCCUCUAAUCACUCCUUGGGAUCCUACGUGUCAGCACCUGGAACCCAGAGCCUCUCCUGGAGCCUGAACAAUCAAUCCAGACUGAAGCUGAUGUCUUCUAGAGAGACGGAAGUGCAAUCCGUCGAGGGCGCAGCUGAAUUUUGAGAGGUCUGAAUGCUUCCCCGUCCACCAAGGGACUGCUGGGACUAAUUCUCUUGGCAAACUUGUGGCCAGCCAAACCUACCAUGCUUCACAUCCCUGUUAUCCUUGGUUACCGCCCAAGAUUGGCUUACAGAAGAGAUGAGAUGUGGUCUGAGGGACGAUAUGAUUAUGAAAGACUGCCAAGAGAAAGAUUACCUCCUCGAAGUCACCCCAGUGAUGGCUACCAUAGAGUAGUUAAUAUUGUGCCAAAGAAACCACCACUGCUAGACAGACCUGGUGAAGGAAGCUACAAUAGAUAUUACAGUCAUGUUGAUUACCGAGAAUAUGACGAGGGUCGCAGUUUUUCUCAUGAUCGAAGAAGUGGUCCACCUCACAGAGGAGAUGAAUCUGGCUAUAGAUGGCCAAGAGAUGAUCAUUCUGCAAGUCGACAACCUGAAUACAGGGAUGUGAGAGAUGGCUUUAGAAGAAAAAGUUUCUACUCCUCCCAUUAUGUAAGAGACCGGUCUCCUCAUAAAAGGGACACUCCUUUUUUCAGAGACUCACCUGUAGGCCGAAAGGAUUCUCCACACAGCAGAUCUGGCUCCAGUGUCAGCAGUAGAAGCUAUUCUCCAGAAAGAAGCAAAACCUACUCUUUCCAUCAGUCUCAGCAUAGAAAAUCCGUGCGUGCUGGUGCGUCCUACAAACGGCAGAAUGAAGGAAAGCCAGCAAGAGGUAAAGAGAGACCUGUCCAGUCUUUGAAAACUUCAAGAGACACUUCACCCUCAAGUUCUUCAGCAGUUGCUUCAUCAAAGGUUUUGGACAAGCCCAGUAGGCUAACUGAAAAGGAACUUGCUGAGGCUGCAAGCAAGUGGGCUGCUGAAAAGCUAGAGAAGGCAGAUGAUAGCAACUUACCUGAAAUUUCUGAAUAUGAGGCAGGAUCCACAGCACCAUUGUUUAUUGACCAGCCAGAAGAACCCGAGUCAAAUGCAACAGAUGGCAUAGAAUUAUUUGAAGACAGUCAGCUAAACAGUCGCUCUAAAGCAAUAGCAUCAAAAACCAAAGAGAUUGAACAGGUUUAUCGACAAGAUUGUGAAACUUUCGGGAUGGUUGUGAAAAUGCUGAUUGAAAAAGAUCCUUCCUUAGAAAAGUCCAUACAGUUUGCUUUGAGGCAAAACUUACACGAAAUAGUUGUCCUCUGACCAAACUGAGUGGAAGGCAGUGCAGAAGUUGGACUAGAAAGGUCGUCUGUAUAGUAAGCGUAUCUCUGUGGCCGUGGUUGAGGGAUUGGUUGUCCGAGGAAAUAUCCUUCUUCUUCUGAGUCGGAAGAGGAAGAGGAGGAAGUACACCAGGAGUCGUCAUCCUCACCGUACAGCCCUAGAAACCUAUUCAUUCCUGGGCUCUGGAGUGCAUAAUUGGAAGUGGCAUGGGCAUACCGUCCAUAGAGAGCAGCAUUCUGUACGUAUGCUUGGAUCUCUCGGGCACUUUUAUUCUGUAUAAAUUUCUCAUAGUUCUCUGGAGUGUAAAGCCUCAGUCUGUCCUUAGGAGAGUAUUUUCUUUCUGUAACAAGAUUCAGGGCAUUGUCAGAGCGAGACUUUCUGCUUUUCCGGCGGCGAUGGUGAUGAGACCUGGAUCCCCUCUCUUCGAAAUGAUAGACGCGUCUUCGAGUCCUUUCGCUCAUUGGAGGCUGCCGGAUUUCAAUGUUGUCAUAAUUUCCAUUGUCAAUGACGUCAUCUGAAAACUUGACUUGCUGUGGUCUGGACUGAGACUUGGAUCUUCUGAGUACUGGCAGAUGUACUGGUUCUCUUCAGGCAUGAUUUUUUCUGCACACAACUCUGAACUUAGACUCUUUAAAGACUCUGCACUCCUGUGUAGCAUGGAAGAGUUCAGAGUUCCCAUAUUGCUCAUUUUCUCACAAUCUUCUGCCUCCAUUUCCUCAAAGUUUUGCAGAGAAUAUAAUGAUGGCCUCGGCUUACUUUCCCCAUCCACAGAAGCCCCUAGAAGAGAAACCAAGAUGAGAUGUGAUUCCCAAUAAUCCUAAUGUUUGGACAGUUAUAAUAAACAACCUACUGAAAGGAAGCCUUUCCAACAAAAUUUCUCCUCAAUUUUAAUAUUUGAUUCUCCAUUAGGGAAAACCAAUGUGUGAAUAUAUUCACUGGGAAGAGGUUAUGAAUUUUAUUGAUACAAUAGGCACAGCCUCUUUUAUAAGACCAACUGUUUUGGAGCCAAAGAUUAGUUAGCACAUAGCACGAGCACCAAAAUUUUAAAAACUCUUCACAGAAGCCCCUUCAUAAGUUUGUUGACAUAGGAGGUAGAAGCUUCUGCCUCCCCCAAUCCAUUAAAUCCAGACUCUUUCAUCUGAACAUCUCUCAAAUCAGUGCCUUUUUUGCAUUCGCAUGACCACAAUUGUGGGCAAAUCCUAGACCUAGAGCAGUGGUUGGCAAACUAUAACCCAAGGGCCAAAUCCAGCCCACAGCUUCUUUGUGUAUAAAGUUUUAUUGGAACACAGUCAUGUCCAUUCAUUUAUGUAUAGUCUGUGGUUGCCUGCUACUAUGGCAGAAUUGUGUAGUUGCAAUAGAGGCUAUGUGGCCCACAAAGUAUUGAAUUGGUUUCCUUUCAUCCAGUCUUCUGCCCCUUCAAUCCAUAAAAUAAUAGGCAACUACCAGAUUAAAACUUUUCUCAAAUCGACAUUGCUCACAUUUGUUUACACUAGGGCCCAGGCAGACGACAAGAGACAGUAGGGAGCAGUCUGGACUAUUGUCAACUGGAUACUGCAUAUAAUUCCAAAGGGGAGCCUGUUUUCGGCCCAUUGCUGUCAAGGCAUGUCAGCCCUAACACUUAAACUUGUGCCAAAUUAUGUCUAUUUUUGACAUAAAUGUUCAGAUGUCUAGCAUAAUGCCUGGCACAUAAGAAAUGCUUCAUAACUUGGGUUUCCCCCACGAUGCCUCCUCUACUUCCCUUUAUUGUAGGCCUUAUCAUGGAUAAGUCUACUGCCAGAAGGGUAGCUUUGUUGGUAACCUUUGUCCUUGUCCCUACAGCACCUGGCACAGGGUCCUUCCUGGCAGCCGGCAGCACUAAAGCCUUUCCUAUCUAUGAUAGCGUAACAUAACCUUUAUGAAAGGAAUGCAUGUCAUUAAUUUAUCUACAAAAUUAGCUGAGUAACAGCAACAUUUCUGUAUCCAAAGAUACCACAAAUAUGACAUUCAGGAGAAUGGGGUUCUAAGCCCAGUCUUGCCUUUAAAACCUGUGUGACACUGGGCAUUUAACUUCUUGGUAAUUCAAAGUUUCCUCAUUUGCAAAAUGCAAUAAUAUCAUCUACUCUACAGUUUAGGGGCAUUUAAGGAUAAAACAUGGAUAAGGUUUCCAAUGCUUUGAAAACAAAGUGAAAAUAUUUUCGAAUUGAGUAAAAAAUGUUUAGCUAUUUUUGAGCUAUCCAUUGCCACAGGCAAUUCAGGGACAUUGUGAAAAACUAGGCCAAUUUCAAUAUCUUAAGAUUCAUAUAGCACAAGCCAAAAAAGUACAGUAUCUUUCAGACACAAUCAGAUGUAUACGUCAUUAUCCAAAAGCAUUAACUGGGGGUACAUAUCUAUCUCUUUGCCCAAGACACAAUGCACAGAUUAAUUCACUAAAGAUCGCCGAAUUAGCUAAGUUUGUUUUAAUACUGACACUAAUUAAACAUAAAGUGUUUCAUUUUUAUAACCUGUAGGAGAACAUCUUUGAAGUCAGGCAGGCCUGAAUUCAAAUCCCUGCUCCACUAUUUAGUAACUUGGAUUCCGAUAAAGUUUCCUAACCAAUCAAUUUCCACCCCUUUAAAUACAGAUAAUACCUAUCCCACAGGAUUGUUUUAAAAAUACUUUUUAUAAAUACACAUGCACACACAUGCGCAGAGAUACACAAGAUUACUGUUAGUGUUUGGUAUUUAACAGAAACGCUUUCCUUCUCUUGGUUCAGAGUUUGAAAUAACAUAAACCCUUCUGGUGCUGAAUUGUAAUCUUUUGAAUAAACUUUUUAGUGCCUGCUUCUUCAAAUACCCAUAACCCCUAGAUUAAGUACCUGUGAUAUUAGACAAAGCCAAGGAAUCCAUAGAAUCCCGAACACUUUGUUCUGGUUUCAAGUCUGACAAACACUCCAGGGAAUCUUCAUACCACUGUGCUUGAUCAUGAUUGUAUCCUGAAGCCCCAUGGUCUAGAUCCAACUCCUGGAGUCUUCUACUGCUGGCAGGGCCUGGGUGGCUGCCAUAAGCAGAAUCGCCCAGUCCGUCUUGUGACUGUGCCCAAUACAUAUCAGAUUGGUAUUUUUUACUUGCAAGGCUCUGGUUAUUUUGCUUUAACUCAGUCUUAUUUUUAACCACGUUAUCAGAUAUCCAAUGCUCAUUGGCUCGAAUAUCCAUCUCAUUGGGCUGCGGCUGAAAGAGGCUUUUAUCACCAAACUUGAGGAGGAGUUGGGUCAUAUAAUCUUCAUGCUCAGCCCAUUCUUCAGGGUCUUCUGGGGUUUCAUGCUCUACUCUGCCUUUCCAGAAUUCUUCGUUGACAAAACUUGCUCCUUGCCUGAGAGACUCAGUCAUCCAAUUUCCGAGAAGGGUGUCAUCAGCAUUGCCUGAAAGGCCAGGAAACUUGUAGUUCAAAAGCAGGGGACAGGAGUAGAGACUGUCUACACUUAUCAGCUGACCGACUGCUUUUUCCCAUCCGGAACGCUUCUUCUGGAAUCUCUUGAUCGAAGCUGACUGAAAUGCAGAGUCAGAAGAAUCAGAGGCGUGGACGUCUUCACCAAGGCUGCAUGUUUUUGAACAAUAAAUCUGACCUUGUUUGGGAAGGAAGGGACAUCCCAACAAAGAUGCUUUACACUGGGCACAAGAAAAGCAUGCUUCUGUAGCAUGCCAGUGCUGCCCAUCGUAGGUCAUCUGGGCAUGGGUCGACACCUGUUUUUGGAAAAGGAGAAAAGAACAGUUAUAGGUCAAUUGUUGAAAUACAGGAAGAAAGAAGAAACAGGAAAUAAACGCUGAGGAUACAUAUUCUGGGGGGUCGGAAACAUCUAAUUUGAUAGGGAUGUGGGUUACGCAGGUAUAUCCCCUUGUCAAAACUCAUCAAACUGAAGCAUUUAAGAUCUGUACAUUUCACUAUGUGUGAAUUAUACCUCAAUUUAAAAAACAUGACUGUCGAUGAUCAAAAACUAAUGGAUAUGUGACAGGGCACACAGGCUGAGCUAUGGACUUACCAAUGUGUUCCCCACAGGUUUCACAAUAUUCAGCAUAAAGAGACUCAAAACAGCCACAGCAGAAUGGGCGACCAUCCUUCAUAAUGUACCUCUGUCCUCCUAGGACGGUUUCACACUCAAGGCAGCAGAAGUGUUUCAUGUGCCAAUGGCGACCCUCAGCUUCUGUGCACUCAUCAGCAAAAAUUAUCUUUACGAUGAAACAUGAAACCAAAAGAUGAAAGAAAAUUGUGAACCAUCUUUGAAGGAUUAGUAACUGAAUGUUUUCUGGACAAUUGACAGACACACUGUCCUUUAAAAGAAUGGGAAGUUAGAUAGCUACCAUGUUUCUUACGGCCACAAGCUUAAAUUUACUUCAUUUAGCUACAAAACAAGAGCUGAAAUUGAUAAUGUUGAAAAAAGAGAAACUAAUCACUUACGUAAACUUUAAAAAAUAAAACAGUU